UAAUGGUUGCUCAAAAGUGUUCUCUAAAUUAAUUAGUUAAAUACUAAUGAUUUUUCAUUAAACACGCUAUCAAUGUUUGUAAACAACUAUUAAUUCUCUAAAUCUACGCUUUAAAGUACGGCGUUAGAGAAGAAAACAAGCGUUGGGUUUUUGUUUUUGGAGUUUAAAGAUAUAAACUGUUUGGGGUGUCAAAAUUUGAUGGUUCCUUUGGCUUCGUCUCGAACUCUGGAAAUUUGUAAAGAUGCAGCUGGAAUCGCCGGGAACAUCUUUGCUUUUGGGUUGUUCCUGUCUCCAAUACCUACAUUCAGGAGAAUAAUGAGAAAUCAAUCAACUGAACAGUUCUCGGGGUUGCCAUACAUAUAUGGGCUCUUGAACUGCUUGAUCUGUGCUUGGUACGGCACACCUCUUGUAUCUCCUGACAAUUUGUUGGUAACAACAGUCAAUUCAGUUGGUGCUGUUUUUCAACUUGCCUACAUUGUACUUUUUGUAAUGCAUACAGAGAAAGAGAAAAAGUUCAGGAUGCUGGGAUGCAUACUCACAGUCUUUGGCCUAUUUGCUAUUAUUGUAAUUGGAAGCUUGCUUAUACUUGACCUUCAACUCCGGCGCAUCAUUAUUGGCUCCCUGAGUUGUGCUUCCCUCAUAUCAAUGUUUGCCUCCCCACUGUUUAUUAUUAAUCUGGUGAUCAGGACCAGGAGCGUCGAAUUCAUGCCAUUUUACCUGUCCCUCUCCACCUUCCUAAUGAGUGCCUCUUUCUUUUUGUAUGGAACUUUCAGUUUUGAUCUGUUUAUAUAUGUGCCAAAUGGCAUUGGAACACUUUUAGGAGUCGUACAAUUGCUUUUAUUUGCAUAUUACAAAAAUUCUUCUACGGGAGACUCUACUGAACGCUUAGUGGUGUCUUAUCCGUUCACCUACGCAGAAAGGUGAGAAUAAGUGCUCGCUGGAUUGUAUGGAGAAUGGUGGAAGCCAAGCACAAGCUGACUGCAGUUUCCUAGUCAUUGGACGUCUUCAACUAAACCUGGUUCCUGAAUAGUAUCUGUUUUCUGCAUAUAUUCUGCCAAGUUGAAACAGGAGAACUUUGUGUGGAUCCACAAUGCACAUUUUCUUUAUCUUGUUCCUGUUUUCCUUUUCAAACUCAUUCUUCUGAUGUGGAUGGAAUGAAGAUGCAGAAUUACUUCAAAACAAAGUAAUUGAUGGUAGCACAUAUAAUUGCGAUUGAAUUUGUACA
Molecule: messenger RNA, 1225 nt
Organism: Nicotiana attenuata
Lineage: Eukaryota; Viridiplantae; Streptophyta; Magnoliopsida; Solanales; Solanaceae
Product: bidirectional sugar transporter SWEET2-like
Exons: 7
Coding region: 199-924 (241 amino acids)
Biological process (GO): carbohydrate transport
Cellular component (GO): membrane
Molecular function (GO): sugar transmembrane transporter activity
Source: RefSeq, a predicted model, not a curated record